Messenger RNA from Tarenaya hassleriana, 2729 nucleotides. RefSeq names its product endonuclease MutS2. Gene Ontology annotation, biological process: mismatch repair; negative regulation of DNA recombination. Bases 59 to 2677 code for a protein of 872 amino acids. Gene Ontology annotation, molecular function: ATP hydrolysis activity; ATP binding; endonuclease activity. NCBI's taxonomy places the organism in Eukaryota, Viridiplantae, Streptophyta, Magnoliopsida, Brassicales, Cleomaceae. The transcript is spliced from 6 exons. The record is from RefSeq and is a predicted model, not a curated record.
CAAAUCCACACAACCACCAAACCAAACUCCUCUCGGAGACUCCGUUUCCCUUUAAGGCAUGAAUGCUCUUUCCCUCCAUUUUCUUAAACCUCCAAUCUCUCCCCUAAGAUUCUUGCCACGCGCCACCGCACGCGCCGCCUCUUCCGCACAGUCAAUCCAAGCCCAAACUCUCGAGGUCCUUGAAUGGCGAGCCCUCUGCAAUCAGCUUUCUCCCUUCACUUCCACGACCAUGGGUCUCUCCACCGCCAACAACGCCGAAAUUCCGGUGGGUAAGUCUCCGGAGGAGAGCCGGAGGCUCCUCAACGAGACGGAGGCUGCUUUGGCGGCCAUGGAGGCCAUGGGAUCGCGGCGCUUGGAUCUGUCUAAAGUCAUUGAUGUGUCGAAAGUUCUGGAGCGUGCUAUGGAUGGUCAGUUGCUUACAGUCAGAGAGCUCUGCGCAGUUCGGAGCACGUUAAUGGCGGCGAGGUCUGCGUUUGAUAGAUUACAGGAAGUACAACCCACUGAUGAGCGGAUCGCUCCCCUAGUCGAAAUACUUAAAGGCUGUGAUUUCGAGACUGAUUUGGAGCAAAAGAUUGGUUUUUGCAUCGACUGCAACUUAUCAGUAAUACUAGAUAGAGCUAGUGAAGACUUGGAGAUCAUAAGAGCUGAGAGGAAGAGAAACAUGGAGAAUUUGGAUUCUCUUUUGAAGGAAGAAGCAACUCGGAUAUUUCAGGCAGGGGGAGUUGACAGGCCCUUGAUAACACAGCGCAGAUCACGGAUGUGUGUUGCUAUCAGGGCUUCACACAAGCAUUUACUUCCGGGGGGUGUUAUUUUAAGCGUUAGUAGUUCAAGGGCAACAUGUUACAUGGAACCAAAAGAGGCGGUAGAGCUUAAUAACUUGGAAGUGAGGCUUGCAAACUCCGAGAAAGAUGAGGAAGUGACCAUUUUGAGCUUUUUAACAUCUGAAGUAUCAGACGCGGGAAGGGGCCUGUUGCAUUUGUUGGAUAGAAUCCUAGAAGUUGACAUCGCUUUUGCAAGAGCAUCUCAUGCUAUAUGGAUCAAUGGUGUCUAUCCAAGUAUUACUUCAAAACAUGAAAAAGCGGUGAACUUGGGUGGAAAUGAUGAAUCCUUAGCUGUAGAUAUUGAUUCUGUACAGCAUCCACUACUUCUUGGAUCCAAACUCGGAAGCCCAAAAGAUGAAAAUAGUUUCCCUGUGCCAAUAGACAUUAAAGUUGAAAGUGGAACCAAAGUAGUUGUCAUCUCAGGACCAAACACUGGAGGAAAGACUGCUUUGUUAAAGACAUUGGGUCUAAUAUCUCUUAUGUCAAAGUCUGGAAUGUACUUGCCAGCUAAGAACUGCCCGAGGUUGCCAUGGUUUGAUCUUAUCCUGGCAGAUGUUGGGGAUCCCCAGUCUCUUGAGCAAAAUCUCUCGACCUUCAGCGGCCACAUCUCACGGAUCUGUCAGAUAAUUGAUCUUGCUUCGGAAAAGUCACUAGUGUUGCUUGAUGAAAUCUGUAGCGGAACUGAUCCUUCGGAGGGUGUGGCUCUCGCCACCAGUAUUCUGCAGUAUGUGAAAAAGCGUGUUAAUUUGGCUGUUGUAACCACACAUUACGGUGACUUGAGUCGUUUGAAGGAUAAUGAGCCUCAGUUCCAGAAUGCUGCCAUGGAAUUCUCUAUGGAAACUUUACAGCCUACAUUCCGAGUACUUUGGGGAAGUAUUGGUGACUCAAACGCGUUGAGCAUAGCUACAUCAAUUGGAUUCAACAGGAGAAUAAUAGAACAUGCACAUAAAUGGAUGGAGAAAUUAAAGCCGGAGCAAGAACUAAAGAGGAAAGGCUUGUUAUUUCAGUCCCUUGUGGGGGAAAGGAAUAGACUGAAUCUUCAGGCAACCAAGGUUGCAGCUCUUCAUUCAGACGUGAUGAAUCUUUACCAUGAGAUUCGGCAUGAGUCAGAUGAUCUUGAUCAGCGUGAAAGGGCACUUCGAAGGAAGGAAACUCAGAGGGUGCAACAAGAUCUAGAUUCUGCAAAGUUAGAGAUGCAGAAAGUGGUGGUUGAAUUUGAAGAUCAACUAAAAGUUGCUCGCCCCGAUCAAUACAAUUCCUUAAUUCGAAAAACAGAAAUGGCACUUGCAGAGAUUAUCAAAUCUUGCAGCCCUAGUGAUUUUAUCUUUGCAGAUGAAGCAGACAGCGAGUACUCACCACAAAAGGGUGAUCAAGUUCUUGUGAUAGGACUAGGAGACAAGAUUGCUACCGUCGUUGAAGAUCCCAGAGAUGAUGAGACAAUACUAGUCCAGCGCGGUAAGAUAAGAGUACGAAUGAAGAGGAAUGAGAUAAAGCCGGUCCGGAAUAGCAAAACCAAUCAACCAGCUAACGUUGGCAUGCAUCCGAGGAGACAGCUACGCCGGGAGUUUCCGAGUGCCGCAGAAGAGAUAAGAGGAGGGGAAGCGUUCGGGCCGAGGGUGCAAACGUCGAAGAACACGAUGGAUCUAAGAGGGAUGAGAGUAGAAGAAGCAAUUCACCAGCUCGAGAUGGCGAUAUCGGGGAGAGAAUCGGGUUCGAUUCUCUUCAUCGUGCAUGGAAUGGGGACAGGCGUUUUGAAGGAAAAUGUGCUCGAGAGGUUGAGAAAGCAUCGCCGGGUUUCUAGGUACGAGGAAGAGAGUGCUGUGAACCAUGGAUGUACAGUUGCUUACAUCAAGUGAGUUUUAGUUUCCAUUGUUGUCUCGAAUAUGAUUUAAACGGCUCCUUACUACA